Onthophagus taurus is the source of this 1382-nucleotide messenger RNA. It is a transcript of the gene temp, whose product is annotated as protein prenyltransferase alpha subunit repeat-containing protein tempura. The record is from RefSeq and is a predicted model, not a curated record. Gene Ontology annotation, cellular component: cytoplasm. NCBI's taxonomy places the organism in Eukaryota, Metazoa, Arthropoda, Insecta, Coleoptera, Scarabaeidae. Gene Ontology annotation, biological process: protein prenylation. Gene Ontology annotation, molecular function: protein prenyltransferase activity.
UAAUUGUUCAAAAAAAGAAAAUAAUAAACUUAAUGGUGCAUGAGUUUUUAAAAUAUCUCAAAAAUGGAAGAAGAAAAAGCAUUGGUAGAUCGAGUUUUAAUAGAAUUAAGUCAAAUUAUAGAAUCAGAACCGAAUUUAAAUGAAUUUGCAAUAAUUCCCGUUAUGAAUAAUGAAAAGAAUACAUCACCACUUGUUUACGAAAACAACAGUAUUGGGUUGGAAAUGUGGGCAGUUAAGUAUAUUAUUAUACAUACAAAAGUCUACUUGAUGAAGAUGAGAAAUUUGAUAAAGAAAAAUUUAUCAGAUUCUGAAGUACAAAAGGUAAAGAGGUCGUUGUUGGGUGCAGUUUUGGUUCAACCUGAGGUAACGACGUAUUGGAAUAUGCGAAAAGAACUUUUAGAAAGGGGAUAUUUAUCGGCAAAUUCUGAGUUAUAUUUUACAAAGUUAGUUUUAUCAUAUAAAAAUAAAUGUAAUGAGGCUUUUACUCAAAGAAGAUGGAUUUUUAAAAAAGCAAUGGAAGAUAAUACUCUUUUAGUGGCAAACGCAUUUUUGAAUUAUGAACACUCUCAUUUGUUAUUGAAUAAUGAAUUAAAAGUAGCUGAAAUGACUUCUUUAACUACCAAAAAUAAUUAUCAUGCUUGGGCACAUAGAAUUUGGAGUUUACAAAACAUAAAAGGUCUCUCUAAACAAAGUUUUAGUGUUAUAUUAGCAUCUCAGUAUGAAUCAUCAUACGAUUGGCUGUUUGGUAAUGUUUCCGAACAUUCUGCUUUUCAAUAUAGACAAAAGUUAAUGACCUUUUUGAUUAAAAAUCGCGAAAAAAUGAAUAAUUUUUUUGUUACAUAUGAACAAUUUACUGUUGAUCAUCUUAAAUUAAAUAACGAUUUAAACUCUUUAUUCAUUAAUAAUAAAAAAAAUAACUUUGAAGAUUUCAAAUGUUUAUUCAGCUUAUUAAUUUAUGAAUUAUUCCAUACGGUUAAAGAGCUGAAUAAAUCUUAUCCGGGCCAUGAAUCGAUUUGGUAUCACAGACGAUUCAUUAUAAAAACUUUAUUUGAUGAAAUAUUUAAUUUUAAAAGUAAAAAUCGUUUACGAAUUAAUGAUACGAAUCUGAGCAAAUCGGAAUGUUUGAUAUCGAGGGAUUUGAAUGAACUAUUAUGUAUGGAUAAUAUUAUAAUCAAUUUUAAACUGUUUAAACCUGAAUUUAGGGAUGCCGAAAGUAUAAUGUGCUUUAAUAAAAUCGUUAAAGACGAAACUGAGUUGAUAAAAACCUCACAAUCACUUAAAUACGAUCCAGUACAAAGGUAUUUAGCUGAUAAAUAUGAGAAAUGGUUAAUGUGUGUAUUACAAGUGGAUCUUUUGGAAGAAUAAAAAUUAUUUAUGGUAUU